Molecule: messenger RNA, 4182 nt
Organism: Cryptomeria japonica (Japanese cedar)
Lineage: Eukaryota; Viridiplantae; Streptophyta; Pinopsida; Cupressales; Cupressaceae
Product: ABC transporter G family member 29-like
Exons: 24
Coding region: 25-4182 (1385 amino acids)
Cellular component (GO): membrane
Molecular function (GO): ATP hydrolysis activity; ATP binding; ABC-type transporter activity
Source: RefSeq, a predicted model, not a curated record
GAGGAUGAUGAAGCUGCCUUAAAAAUGGCAGCUCUUGAGCAGCUGCCAGCAUUUCACCGUUUGAGAACUGGUCUCAUGUUUGAGAGUUUUAGUGAAGAUGGUGAAGGCCAUCGUAAGGAAAUUAUCAGAGAAGUUGAUGUUCGGAACAUGGGAAUCAAGCAAAGACAGAAGUUUAUUGAGAAAGUUUUCAAGGUGGUGGAAGAAGAUAAUGAUCAGUUCUUGAGAAAAUUGAGAGCUCGUAUAGAUAGAGUAGGGAUGAGGAUCCCAACUGUAGAAGUUCGGUUCGAAAAUCUGACAGUAAAUGCCGAGUGCUUAGUUGGUGGGAGAGCACUUCCCACACUUACGAACUCAGCCAAGAACUUCUUAGAGGGCAUGUUGGGAAUGGUUGGAUUAUCAUCGACUAAGAAGACAAAACUAACUAUUCUUAACGACGUUUGCGGGAUCAUAAAGCCAUCCAGACUUACCUUGUUAUUAGGCCAGCCUGGAUCUGGAAAGUCUACUCUACUUUUAGCUUUGGCAGGAAGAUUGGACAAGGAACUCAAGGCGACCGGUUCCAUAACUUACAAUGGGCAUUCAAUGGACGAGUUUGUCCCUCAGAAGACAUCUGCCUAUAUAAGUCAAAAUGAUCUGCAUGUAGGGGUGAUGACUGUUAGAGAGACAAUGAAUUUCUCUGCAAAGUGUCAGGGUGUUGGUAGUAAAUAUGAAAUGCUCUCCGAGCUGGAUAAAAGGGAGAAAGAAGCUGGAAUUUUGCCAGAUCCUGAAGUAGAUCUUUUCAUGAAAGCAACAUGUGUGGAAGAUAUAGAAAAUAACCUUCAAACAGAUUACGCUCUGAAGAUUCUUGGUUUAGACAUAUGUGCGGAUACAAUAGCAGGAGAUGAAAUGAUUAGAGGAAUUUCGGGUGGACAGAAGAAACGUCUUACAACUGGCGAGAUAAUUGUUGGACCGAAAACUACUCUUUUUAUGGAUGACAUUUCCACGGGCCUGGACAGUUCUACAACGUAUCAAAUUGUUAAAUGCCUGCAGCAAUUUUGUUCCCAUAUGAAUGCAACUAUUCUCAUGUCUUUGCUUCAGCCUGCACCAGAAACAUAUGAAUUGUUUGACGACAUAAUACUUCUUUCAGAAGGACAAGUUGUCUACCACGGGGCCAGAAAACACGUGCUUGAAUUUUUCGAAAGCUGUGGAUUCAGAUGCCCCGAAAGAAAGGGUGCUGCAGAUUACUUGCAGGAGGUGACUUCAAAGAAAGAUCAAGAGCAAUAUUGGGCUGACAGGAGUAAACCAUAUCAUUAUAUCUCUGUGAAGGAAUUUGUGGAUAUGUACAAGAGUUUUCGGGUAGGCAGAAAACUCUCCAAAAAAUUAUCUGUACGAUACGACAAGCUUACUAGCCAUAAAAAAUCUCUGGUAUUUACUAAACACCUAAUUUCUAAUAUGGAGAUCUUCAAAAUCUGCUUUGCUAAAGAAUGGCUCCUUCUCAAACGCAAUGCCCCCAUCUACAUAUUCAAGACUGUACAAAUUAUUUUCACAGCAUUUGUAGGAACCACAGUAUUCUUCAGAACACGAAUGCACCAACGAAAUGAAGACGAUGCAAAUUCCUAUCUUAAUGCUAUGUUUUUUAACAUCAUUACAAAUAUGUUCAAUGGCAUGUCUGAGCUUCCAUUCACAAUUGCUAGACUACCAGUAUUUUAUAAACAACGAGACCUUCUACUAUAUCCUCCAUGGGCUUUCUCUCUUUCCUCCUUAUUGCUGAGUAUUCCAAUAUCAUUUCUGGAAUCAGGUGUUUGGGUUGCCAUGACGUACUAUGGAAUGGGAUUUGCUCCUGAUGUUGUCAGGUUUUUCAGGCAAUUCCUUAUACUAUUUCUGCUACAUCAGAUGUCAUCUUCCCUAUUCAGAUUUCUAGCAGGACUUUGUAGAUCAACGACUGUAUCCAAUAGCGGAGGAUCACUCACUUUAAUAGUAAUUUUACUGCUUGGAGGAUUCAUUAUCACCAAAGAUAGCAUUCCCAAGUGGUUGGCAUGGGGGUAUUGGUGCUCUCCGCUAUUGUAUGCGCAAACUUCCAUUGUUUUGAAUGAGAUGCUUGAUCCCAGAUGGAAUAAAGUAAAAUCUUCACCAAACCUGGCCCUUGGUGUACUUGAAAGGCGUAACAUCAAGCGCGAAGCGUACUGGUAUUGGAUAGGAGCUGCUGCUUUGUUGGGGUUUUUAGUGCUCUUCAAUUUUUUAUUCACAAUUUCGCUUACAUAUCUAAAUCCUCUUGGCAAGCAUCAGGUUGUAAUACCAAAAGACAAGCUCGCACAAGGCCAAGAGCCCCAGCAUUUCGAUGUAGAAACGGGUGGUUUGGAAAAACGAGGAAUGGUCCUUCCUUUCCAACCAUUGACAAUGUCUUUUACUAAUGUCAAUUACUUCGUUGACAUGCCUCCGGAAAUGAAAGAACACGGAGAAACAGAGGAUAAACUUCAAUUACUUUGUAAUGUAACAGGGGCGUUUAGGCCAGGAGUUCUCACUGCGUUGAUGGGGGUUAGUGGGGCUGGAAAGACGACACUCAUGGAUGUUUUGGCUGGAAGGAAAACAGGAGGAUAUAUUGAAGGAGAUAUUAGAAUCUCUGGAUUUCCCAAAAAGCAAGAAACGUUUGCUCGUAUCUCUGGUUAUUGUGAGCAGAAUGAUAUUCAUUCUCCACAAGUGACAGUGAGAGAGUCCUUACUAUAUUCUGCAUUUCUUCGUCUUCCAAAAGAGGAUGAUAACAACACCAAAACUGCCUUUGUAGAUGAGGUUAUGGAGCUGGUAGAAUUAGAUGGUUUAAGGGAUGCAUUGGUGGGUCUUCCUGGUGUAACUGGUUUGUCAAUAGAACAAAGAAAAAGGUUAACAAUUGCUGUGGAGCUUGUUGCCAAUCCAUCUGUUAUUUUCAUGGAUGAACCAACUUCAGGACUAGAUGCCAGAUCAGCAGCUAUUGUCAUGAGAACUGUACGCAAUACAGUUAAUACAGGAAGAACCAUUGUCUGUACCAUCCACCAGCCUAGCAUUGACAUUUUUGAAUCUUUCGAUGAGUUGCUCCUAAUGAAGAGAGGUGGUCAAGUCAUCUAUUCAGGACCCUUGGGUCAAAACUCUGGAGACGUUGUUGAGUAUUUUGAGGCUAUUGCUGGAGUACCAAAGAUAAAGGAUAAGCAAAAUCCUGCUACAUGGAUGUUAGAAGUUAGCUCUACUACUGUUGAGCUUUUUCAAGGAAUGGACUUUGCAGAAUACUACAAGAACUCAACUCUCUAUGAGAAGAAUAUAUCAUUAGUAAAGGAGCUAUCUGUUCCAACAUCUGGUGCAAAAGAUCUUUAUUUUCCAACCCAGUAUUCGCAAUCUUUCUUUGGACAGUUUAAAUUUUGUCUGUGGAAGCAAAAUUGGUCGUAUUGGAGAAGUCCAGGUUACAACAGCGUUAGAAUACUAACUAGUUUUUUGGUUGGUGUGAUAUUUGGAGCUAUAUUUUGGAAGGUUGGAGGAAAACGGGAUAACAACAUAGACCUCUUUAAUAUCAUAGGGGGCAUGUAUUGUGGAGUGUUGUUCAUAGGAGUAAUGAAUUGUCAAACAGUACAGCCUUUGGUUGCAGUGGAGAGAACUGUUUUCUACAGAGAAAGAGCUGCAGGAAUGUAUUCCGCAAUGGCCUAUGCUUUGGGACAAGUGAUCAUUGAGAUUCCAUACGCCAUUUUCGAAACACUUGUCUAUGCCAUUGUACUCUAUAGCAUGAUUGGUUUCGAAUGGACAGUUCAGAAGUUCCUGUGGUUUUUUUUCGUCAAUUUCAUUACAUUUCUCUAUUUUACCUAUUAUGGGAUGAUGGGUGUCUCAAUCACACCAAACGCACAAGCGGCUGCAAUUGUUUCUGGAUUUUUCUUUAUUCUCUUCGCUUUGUUUUCAGGGUUUUACGUUACUAAAAAGAAACUUCCAAAAUGGUGGGUUUGGUAUUAUUGGAUCUGCCCAGUAUCAUGGACAAUUUAUGGACUCAUCAUUUCACAGUACGGAGACAUAACCGAGCUCAUAGAGGUAGAUGGAAAAAAGACAGGAACGCCGCUGAAUCAGUAUUUAGCAGACUAUUAUGGAUUCGAUAAUGAUUUUAUGGGUGUUGUAGCUGUAGUGCUUUUGGGCUUCACUUUUUUCUUUGCAUUUAUGUUUGCUUUUUGUAUAAAGGUCUUGAAUUUCCAGCACCGCUAA